GAUAAGGUUAAAAAGAUCAUUGAAUAUCCGUUACCAAAAACAACAACGCAAGUACGAGCAUUCUUGGGACUAGCGUCCUAUUACAGGAGGUUCAUCAAGAACUUUGCAGCAAUAGCUAGGCCAUUACACGAUCAAACAAAAACAAAAAAGAUGGUACCGUGGACAUCAAAGACCACAGAAGCAUUCGAAACACUCAAGAAG
Messenger RNA from Rhizopus microsporus ATCC 52813, 201 nucleotides. RefSeq lists its product as uncharacterized. The transcript has a single exon. Lineage: Eukaryota; Fungi; Mucoromycota; Mucoromycetes; Mucorales; Rhizopodaceae. The annotation marks the transcript as partial. The record is from RefSeq and is a predicted model, not a curated record.